ACGCCAGCUCAGAGGACAUGAUAAGGAGCUCUUUACUGUUGCUGCAUGAGCUCACCAGCUGUGGCGACUCUGGACUUUCCCCAACAGCUUGCACUAUCCCCCUCUCUCACCCUCCCUAUCACUCACCCUCACUCUCUCUCACCCUCACUUUCUCUCACCCUCACUCUUCCCCUCUCUCUCUCUCUCUCUUUCUCUCACUCACUCACACUCCCAAAUGCACAGGGAUUGCAGCAGCGCGAGAUGGAGAUCUCCACUGCGUGUGUGAGUGCCUAUUGCCGGUGAGUGCAGGAACGGCAGCAGUGUCAGUGGUGCUUGAGUGAGGGGAAAGAGAGAGAGAGAGGCAGAGAGAAGGAGAGAAGUGGGGGAUAUCAUUGUGGAUCUUACGGGUUUAGAGGCUUUUUUCUUUCUUUCUCACUGCUAUCCUGAACCUUGGCUGAUGUGCCACAACUAUUGCAGCCGUCACUGCAGCGGUCCCCUCUCCUCUCUCUGGACAGAGCUCUCUAUGCCACUCAAUGAAUGGAUAUGCACCGGCUCAGUGGGAGAUCUCUGCUUUGUUGUCCUUUGAAUCACUGAUUUGUUUCUCACGAAGCCAUGGUGAGCAAGGAAAACAGCAAGGUCGUGCUAUCCAACUCAGAGUCCGAUUCAGAGGCAGGCCCGUCACAAAGCCUGGAGGUGCAGUACGGUCCUGACGGCAAACAGCAGGUGAAGAAGAGGAACAAAGCCUUACAAGUCCGCUUCAAGGACAUAUGUGACGCUCAGAAGGAGCAGCGGGCAGGGGGGCGAGGAGCCCGGUCCAUUUCCUGUAAAGUGGCUUACAGGAAGUACAUGACGAUGCCUGCGCGGCGCUCCAUCCCCAAUGUGACUAAGAGCACAGGUGUCCAGACGUCACCAGACCUUACGAAACACUACCAGACUUUCCCCUUCGAGCGAAAGAAAGGACACACGAUCAAACACACGGCCUUGGUGGAGGACUACAAGGGCCAGAACAACGGGUUUUUGAGUGACUUGAAAGGGCAGGAGGAGGCGCUGGGUUUGGAGGAGUGCUCGUCUUCUCAGGGUGCAGGGAAGCAUGUGCGGCAGACGCAAGCACUGCUGCACCACACGGACGACAGCAGUGGCACAGAGGAUCUGUUAUCCAUUGCCAACUGUGUAGAUGGGCGUGCGUGCCCGGACUCCUCUCGCAUCACAAAGGACACAGAAUGCUUUGCAAACGACCCAACUCCCAGGGGAGAGCCAGAGAACCCUGCCUAUGGCGCGAGGACCAAACACAAAGGAUUAUCCAAAGCGGACACAAUGGGUGUCAACCCUUCUGCCAAGCGCCAGCUGGCCAACUGUGAGGAACCCUUACAGGACUCAAGGUCAAAGGUCACAAGUCCAGUUGCCUGGAACUCCCUGACGCAAGUGGAAGGUCUAGGCCUAGGGAGUCCGUCGGUGCGCUGCAAACGCAAAAAGGCCAUGCAGCCCAAUGGACAACAGUCCCAGACUCUGCCCCACCCUCACAGUGCUGGCUGCUCUGUAGCUAGGGUAAAGGCACAUCAGUGCCGAUCAGGGACUUUACCAACCCCAAUGAAACCCCAACCGGGCCUGGACAGCCAGGCUUGCCCCCCAGGACGGCAGGGUGCCUGCAAGGAGAUAGUGCCCUUAGCUGGGAACGGGGAUAUUAAAGAAAAGCUCCAGGCCAUGGAAAACCUCAUCAGCUCCAGUCAGGAGACCAUCAAAGUCUUACUGGGGGUCAUCCAAGAGCUGGAGAAGGGCGAGGCGCAGAGAGAAGGGCUUUCCUACCGAACAGGACAGGACACAGCCAACUGCGACACGUGUCGAAACAGUGCCUGCAUCAUUUAUAGUGUGGAGCUGGACUUCAAGCAGCAGGAGGACAAGUUACAGCCCCUGAUUAAGAGACUGUGCCCCUUGGACGACCCUCAAUACCCUGCUCUGCCUUACCCCCACGAGGUGUUCACCUCAACCCCCAAACGCAAGUCCAAGACAGAGUCCAAAAAGCAUGGUCGCUGGAAACUCUGGUUCCUAUAAUUUAGGGAACACUUUGGAUUUUGGAAUGGCCUUUUGGAUCAGUUUUUACCCAUUUACUAUCUUCUCUCAAAGGGAUUUAUCAGAACAGAUGUUUUGCUCCAGAGGACAGAUAACCAGAUACCAGUAAACCAUCUACAGUAUAUCAGGAUUCUGAGUUGGAACUGCACUAGAAAUCAAUGGGGGGGGGGGGUUAAAAAAAAAAUAUAUAUAUAUUUUCUCAUGGAGGUUGAGAGUCUGCCAAGACUUCAGUUUCUGGCUCAAAUACCAGAGAAGAUCAACUUAUACUCUGGCUAGAGGUUAGCAAAACAACAAGAGACCUCUGCUUGAGUAGAAGAGGAGUCAUCAUGUGGAAGGCCUGUUUCUCUACAAAGCUACUUUAACCGUACAUCAGCCUGUCGGCACAGCACAAACAUUUGGAGACUGAGAUGGAAGAAGAAGUUAUAUACAGUACAUUACAGUAUAUUAGUGAACCAACUCUACAUGAACCCUUCUUGCCCCUUCUCUCCAGUCUUGAGAAAACCCAAUCUCUGUCUCCCAGUCUCUCUCUCUGUCUCUCUUUCCCCCCUCUCUCUCUCUCCCCCCUCUCUCCUUCUCUUCCAUCUCUCUCUCUCCCUCGCUCUGUCUCUCUCUCCCAUCUCUCUCGCUCUCUCUCUCUUCCAUCUCUCUCUCCCUCAUUCUCUCUCUCUCUCUCUCUCUCUCUCUCUCUCUCUCUCUGUCUCUCUCUCUGUCUGCACACAGACACACACUUCAGGAGUAUGUUAAGAAUGAUUGAGGUAUCUGAGAUCCUAGACUGCGUUGUCUUUUAGAAACAGGAUGUAAUCCAAGUUAUAGUUCUCCUCGAAGCUGUUCUAAUCCCUCAGUGUUCAGAAAUAGAAAAAAAUGGACUUAUUUUGAACAUAUUAAAGUUUAUUGAUAUGUUUUAUUACUGUGUUAUUCAACCUGCAGUAUACUUUUGUUUUAAAUACCUUAAAUGCUUUUCUUAAAUAUAAGUUGAAAAAGUAAGCAUAUUUUGCAACUUCUUUAUCAUGUCACAUGCAUAAAGCUUUCCGUGUCUUUAACUUACGUACUGGCUAACAUCGCACUAGCUUAUUCUCACCCACAGCAAGGAAAUGUACUGUAAAGACAUUAUGAAAUUCAUCACUAUUCUCUCUGCGAUAUGUAUUUCACAUUCUAACACACUUGGCUUAAUUGAUCCUCAUCACAGACCACAUGGUCAUUCACAUGAUGCUAUAAUUCUGCAAUUGAUUGAUUAACACUGAUCAGCACCAAACGCCUUUGAUUACCAUCUCCUAUAUGAUUACGUUAGGGGUGAAAUCAACUCACCACCCAGGAGAAGCAAUCCAUGCACUGAACUUGCAAUCUUUAUAUUUCUAGACCAGUGAUAAAUAGUGACUUUGGUAGCAGAGAGAUUCAGUUGAUGUAGCCACGAAAACUAUACACUUACUGCACCAUUAGUUUAUGGACAAUCAUUUCAAUCACACAUAAAAAAUGUCACACAGACAUCAUGUGAUUCAAUCACACAUCUGUUCUUGUCGACUGGGUUACCAAGUCUUUCAUUAUUCUGCAGUAGCAUACUGAAAGACAGACACAUAGCGAUACCUUAAGGAAGUGCAAUUCAUUGAUCAUGUGCAAUAUUAUGCAUUUUGUACUGUUUUUACCUCACACAAAAUGCAUUUUCAAUAAAAACCAAUAUAAUUAUGAGAGGUGUGCUGAAAUUAUUCUGUGGUAUACUGUGUGAAUUGCAGGGAAGCGACAGUUUGAUACAAAGCAAUGUUGAUGGAAUGUAAAAAGUUGGACCGUCUGAGAACCGGUAGGUACAUCAACAUGGUACAGUACAUGUCUUAAUCUAUGCUCUCUUCCCUGUCUUGUGGAGAAAGACUUGUAGCAUGACCAGGGCUCAGCUGCAGUGUAGGAUUGUGUAGAGGUCUGCCCAGUCACUCUCAGAACUCUUUCGCCCUCUCUUUCUCUAAAUGUGAUUGGCCCACUCUCUGGCAGGGACACUACUGGUGUGCCCUGAGGUUUGACAGUUUCCUGCCUGCCACCUGCUGCCAAGAUACUGUCUGCUUGGACACCUGAAUUCAAGGGUGUAAUUUCCCUCUCUCUACCUCCCUCCCUAUAUUGCUUCAUCCCUCACUUCCGGCAGUGAAACCAUGGUUACUAUGGUGAAACAGGUUGGAUAAUUGAUGCAAGCUCAGUGGCUCAGCUCCCUAAGGAGCUAAGUGGUUCAGGUCCCUAAGGAGCUAAGUGGUUCAGGUCCCUAAGGAGCUAAGUGGUUCAGGUCCCUAAGGAGCUAAGUGGUUCAGGUCCCUAAGGAGCUAAGUGGUUCAGGUCCCUAAGGAGCUAAGUGGUUCAGGUCCCUAAGGAGCUAAGUGGUUCAGGUCCCUAAGGAGCUAAGUGGUUCAGGUCCCUAAGGAGCUAAGUGGUUCAGGUCCCUAAGGAGCUAAGUGGUUCAGGUCCCUAAGGAGCUAAGUGGUUCAGGUCCCUAAGGAGCUAAGUGGUUCAGCUCCCUAAGGAGCUAAGUGGUUCAGGUCCCUAAGGAGCUAAGUGGUUCAGGUCCCUAAGGAGCUAAGUGGUUCAGCUCCCUAAGGAGCUAAGUGGUUCAGGUCCCUAAGGAGCUAAGUGGUUCAGGUCCCUAAGGAGCUAAGUGGUUCAGGUCCCUAAGGAGCUAAGUGGUUCAGGUCCCUAAGGAGCUAAGUGGUUCAGGUCCCUAAGGAGCUAAGUGGUUCAGCUCCCUAAGGAUAUUUAUAGUGUAUGAGUUUAACUGUGCUUUUGUACGUGUCAACUUUCCAGGAAGAAUUUGAUGGAAUAGAAAAUCUCCCUUUAUAGAACAAUGUAAGGGCCUUCUCAUUAUCCACAUCCCCAUGGUGGUUAAAGCCAGGCGAUGAUGGCAUUUCUACCCAUACUUACUCUAUCCACUAUUGGGAUAUCUAGUCAUAAAAGCUACUUGACAAGCGAGCCCUCUCAAACUGCAUACUGAUGUUUCAAGUUGAAAUGUGAGGCAAUGCUGAGGCAUGUAGCCUACUGCAGUUUACCACAUCAGUGAAGGAUUUGCUAUGGCAUCCGCCAGGUACUUUCAUGUUAAGUGUGCUGUGCACAUCACAGGACCAUCCACUUUCAAUCCCUUUUACCAACCCGACCCAGUACUGUGGCCACUACUACAGACAGAUAACCAUAAAAGACAUCAGUGAACAACCAUCAUUUUUUUGGGCCAUUUGAGACCCCAUACAAAAGCAUGGCUGGUAAGACCAUGUGGUUUAUCUACUGUAAGCCAACCAACAUCACACUUCAUGACUGAGGGUUCCUUCUCAAGCAUAUAAUCCUUUAAACCAUGAUUCAAAUAACUGCUGGUGGGUUUAAGAUGUACUUUGGGCAGAGUUGGAGUUCCACAAUGAAGCUUACAAGGUAAACUGUUUUACAAUUCAAUACCUAUCACAGAAACCACCACUAUCACCUAAGCAUCAAUGUUUUAAGAUUU
This is a messenger RNA of Oncorhynchus kisutch (coho salmon), 5503 nucleotides long. Its product is annotated as inhibitory synaptic factor 2A-like. Gene Ontology annotation, cellular component: postsynaptic density. Bases 592 to 2028 code for a protein of 478 amino acids. Lineage: Eukaryota; Metazoa; Chordata; Actinopteri; Salmoniformes; Salmonidae. The transcript has 5 exons. The record is from RefSeq and is a predicted model, not a curated record. Gene Ontology annotation, biological process: inhibitory postsynaptic potential.